AAAAAUCCAAUUUUUGUGAUUUUUCAAAAGUCAUCGAUUUUGUAAUUCAUCUUUUUCGGAGACAAACCAACGAAACAAAAUACUUCUUUUUACCAAUCGAUAGCUUAUAGAGUUCACUACAAGACUUCUCCCCAAAGUUUUUAAAUUCCAUCCUUUCUUAAUUUUUUGCCAUCGAUCUACAAAUGAUCACUCCAGUGACCAAUGGGGGGUAAAGGGUUAAUCGAGAAGAUACGAAAAUAUUUGUUAAAGCUACUGUUGGUAGUUAUUCAUGUCCUUCACGUUCAAUUAUUCGUAAAAAAUUAAAACAAUUAUAUAAAAUUGAAAGACAAAAACUUAAAACAUCAUUGGAAAGUGUAAAAAGUUUCAGUAUAACAACCCAUGUAUGGACUAACAGAAAACAAGAAAGAUGUUUUACAUUAACCGGAUAUUAUUUCGAAGAUGAUAAUCUUGAUCGAAUUAAACAUACAAUAUUGUCAUUCAAAAGUUUUAAUAGAAGUCACACGGCUGAUCGGUAUGCAUCAAAAAUAAAGAAAGAAUUAGAAAAAUUAAAUUUAGAAUCUAAAACAUUUACAAUGACAACUGAUGGAACUGCAAACGUGACAAAUAUGUGUACUAUACUGGAGAUAACAAAUGGUAUUAAACCAAUUUAUUGUCAAGUAACUCUGGAUUUACAAUAUUCUACUGAAUAUUCUGAUGACAAUAUUGAUUUAGAACAAAUGACGGAAGGUGAUGAUCAAAAUAAAAGUGGUUAUGAAUCUAGUGAAGAAAUAAUGAAUUAA
Molecule: messenger RNA, 779 nt
Organism: Didymodactylos carnosus
Lineage: Eukaryota; Metazoa; Rotifera; Eurotatoria; Philodinida; Philodinidae
Source: the annotation of a GenBank genome assembly